This is a messenger RNA of Oryza sativa Japonica Group (Japanese rice), 2035 nucleotides long. The record is from RefSeq and is a predicted model, not a curated record. Lineage: Eukaryota; Viridiplantae; Streptophyta; Magnoliopsida; Poales; Poaceae.
UUGUCUGCUGCUGUGGUGCUGCGAUUUUGGAUUAGGAACAUCUCUUUCAUUUGAAGCCUGGGAUGGCUGAUUGAUUGCUAGUAUAUUUGAACAAUUGAACUUUCAGUUUUGAACCUUGUCCCAACUCCCAAACUCCCAAUUUGAACCUUGUGAAGCAUUGCCAGUUAGAAGUUUCCUACUUUCAUAUGUUAAGCACAUUCAAUUUAUAGCCAAUUUUAUGAAUUUAUGAAAUUAUACUUAUAUCUGCUAUAUAUUAUCUAAUAGUAGUUUAGAACUACAUGAAAUUAAACAUAUCAAAAUUAGGCUUUGGGUUGUAAAAUUUUCUUAUUCCUUCACAUUUCGAAUACCUAACCUCAAAAUCAUUGGCUUGUCCCUGACAAGGAAGGAACACAACUUUUCCCAUUUUUAGGAAGGAACAUAGUUGGUCGCCCUAAAUUUCGUUAGAACACACACACUAGUAGCAGAGAGGGAGAGAUAGAGAGAGAGACUGAGUUGGCACAAGACUUGUUUUAUGGAUAGGUAUAUCUCAAAUACGAGGAGGUAUAUACCUCUCCAAGGAUGGGAGAAAAUCUCUAUAAUAUUUGCAUAUUUUAACUUGCUUGUUAAGUUAGCUGACUAUUGUUGUUAUAAGACUCUAUUGUUAUAUUUCUAAUUUUGUAUAGCCCUUUCACUAACUUUGAACUUGUGUAUAAAAUUUUGGUAUGUGAUGUUAACCUGCAAUUUUGAAGUAGGACUACCCAAGGAAAAAUUCCUAGCUAUACCACUGUUUGCCAUGGCGCCUGCCGGCUUCUUCGACCUCAGCAUCCUCCCCGACGACUCCAAAUCUACCACCACCAACACUAGCGUAGUCGCCCGUGCCCUUGACCUCGGCUACUCCGCGGUCGCGCUUGAUCACCCUCACCGUGGCCUACUCACUGACUCCCAUGCACCUAUUGCCUCCUCUCUCCGGGUGUCACCCUCCGCCUCCCUCCACCGCCGUCGACAUCCCUUCCUACAAUACACGCGCAUCACCCUCUCCCUCGACUCCGCUGCCGCCUGCGCCUCCGCCCUGGCCCCCUCUGCCGCUCGCCUCCUUCGCACCUAUGACAUCGUCGCCGCGCGGCCGCUCACCCAAGCCGCCUUCGACCACCUCUGUCAGGCCACAUUUGACCACCUCAAUAUUGUCUCCAUCGACUUUUCCCACAAGCUGUCCUUCCGCCUCAAGCUCCCCAUGCUCAAGCUUGCACUGCAGAAGGGCCUGCACUUGGAGAUCGCCUAUUCUCCCCUCAUCGCUGAUGCCGCUUCAAGGAGACAGGCCAUAGCCGAAGCCAAGCUCUUGGUGGAGUGGACUAAAGGAAAGAAUCUCAUCAUAUCAAGUGCUGCUCACACUGCUUCUGAAAUUAGAGGACCCUAUGAUGCCAUAAACUUAUCUUCUUAUUUGCUUGGCCUUUCUACCCAACGAGCCAAAGCUGCUCUAUCCGUCAACUGCAGGUCACUGGUUUCCAAGGCUCUGAGGAAAAAGCACUUCUACAAGGAAACCAUUAGAAUCGACAGGCUGUUACCAAAUAGGCAGUUGAAUUCAGCAGACUUCAAGCUUGCUGACUGGAUUAGUUGGGAUCCUAUGCCUCAUGAAGUAGAUCUGCUAUCUUUGGAAUUGCCAGCUUACAAAGGAGAACCACAAUCUCUUGAUAUAAAUCCAGAACCUUCUGCCAAUGAAGAUGAUUGAACUACUGCAUUUACCUUAUGAUGGUGAUGAGUCCCUCUUUGUCGAGCAGCAAGAGCAGUUAAGCCAUGGCAACGAAAUCCUAUUCCCAGUUGAAACUCAAGAAGGGCCUGUGCAAGUUAGCAGAGUGAAGUCUUAUGACUUGUGUAUUGUCUGAAGAAUAGGUAAAUUUUUUGUUUGUUCUUGAGAGCGAGAACACAAUUCUCUUGUACCACAUUCCAAUCCAUCUCAGAUAUUGCAAUUUUGGUUGCUACUUAAAUAGUUACACAUUGUUCAUUCUUCCGCUAUGAAAGAUCGGACCAUCUACAUCGAUCGAUCAUGAGUUUUGAUCUA